GAGCCGGCGCACUCGACGCGGCCUGCCCGCUGCGGCUGCAGCCGCCCGUGCCGGGAGCCCGCGCGUCGCGAGGCUGCGGCCCGUCUGCGGGCGGCGCCUGUGGCCCCCUCAGCGGCAGCAGGAACCUCCUGUGCGCCACCGCGCGCUGGCCGCUCGCGCCCAGCUGCGCCACGGCGGCGACCUCUGCCGUGCAGUCCGCUGCCGGGCUCGCUGGGCCACCCGCGUGGUGGGGCCCGCAGGAG
Messenger RNA from Prorocentrum cordatum, 242 nucleotides. Lineage: Eukaryota; Dinophyceae; Prorocentrales; Prorocentraceae. The record is from the annotation of a GenBank genome assembly.